Rhinocladiella mackenziei CBS 650.93 is the source of this 1857-nucleotide messenger RNA. RefSeq lists its product as uncharacterized. The transcript has 4 exons. Gene Ontology annotation, molecular function: transaminase activity; pyridoxal phosphate binding. The record is from RefSeq and is a predicted model, not a curated record. Gene Ontology annotation, biological process: biosynthetic process. Bases 1 to 1857 code for a protein of 618 amino acids. NCBI's taxonomy places the organism in Eukaryota, Fungi, Ascomycota, Eurotiomycetes, Chaetothyriales, Herpotrichiellaceae.
AUGGCUGCCACCAUGGAGAAACCUGCGCCCAAGGACUUGUCCUGUCACUACUCGAGAGUGACCAAGAAUCGCUCGGCCAGCAAGAUGAAGCAAUUCUACAAGUAUUUUGCCAUUCCCGGAAUUGGAAACCUCGCGGGAGGUCUGCCCAAUCCUGGCUACUUCCCCUACGAUACCUUGGAGGCCGCGACCGCUCUUCCAGAUAGGUUCAAGCCGACUCCUAAUCGGCCUGUUGACCCUCCUUCGGUCGAACUGGGCCAAGCCCGCCUUUCAGAGGGGCCAGCGGCUUCUCGAGUCCUCGUUCCCCACGACUCGGCUGAGCCAAAUGUGCUGCGAAAGAUUGACUUGACCACGGCGCUUCAAUACGGCACGGCACAAGGAUACCCUCCGCUCUACACGUUCAUCCGAACAUUCACCCAAACCCACUUGCACCCGAACGUGCCUUAUCAGGGCGGGCCGGAAGUGAUUUUGACUUGUGGAUCGACGGAUGGGUUUUCCAAAACCAUUGAAUGCUUCAGUAACGUGUGGGAUGAAGAAAGAGACUGGAUUCGGGAACGCGAGGGGAUCUUGUGUGAAGAGUUUGCCUAUAUGAAUGCCAUCCAAGCUGCACGACCUCGUGGACUCAACAUUGUCCCCGUGGCCAUCGAUGACGAGGGCAUGAUGGCUCACGGACCCGGCGGUCUGGAAGACGUGAUGGCACACUGGGAUAAGAACAAGGGCAAGAGACCUCAUCUGAUGUACACGGUGACGAUGGGUCAAAACCCCACGUCGGGACUGCUCUCACUCCAGAGACGGAAGGAAAUUUACGCCUUGUGCCAACAGUACGACGUUAUCAUUGUGGAAGACGACCCAUACUGGUACUUGCAAUAUCCCUCGGCCCACGAGCUCUCCACAAAGGCCCGGGGCGAGCCGGUGUCGGACAACUUCCCUCUGGACGCAUCAUUCAACUACAACGUGUCUUCGGGGGGCCGGUCUGGCGGCUUUCCCUUCUUGGACAGCCUCGUGCCUUCAUACCUAUCCAUUGAUGUCGAUGGACGCGUGGUGCGACUCGACACAUUCAGCAAGACGGUGGCUCCUGGGUGCCGACUGGGUUGGAUCACCGCUCAACCCGAGGUGGUGGAGAGGAUUCAACGUAUCACCGAGACCAGCACCCAACAACCUAGCGGGUUUGUGCAGAGCUUGAUCGCGGAACUCAUUAUGGGCCCGUCACCAAAUGGUGAUGCCGGCAAAGGAGGUAGUAAAGACGGCAGUGGAUGGAAGGUGGAUGGAUGGGUCCGAUGGUUGGAAGGUCUUCGUGGCAACUAUGAACGACGAAUGCAAUUGAUGAGCUCGAUUCUGGAAGAUGGAAAAUACCUGAUUCAAGACGCACACCGACGGUCGAGCGUGUCCGUGACAGAGGAUGAUGAUGAUGACGGCGACUACCAGGUCCUUCACAAGACGCAAUUGUACGAUUUUGCUUACCCGAUGGCGGGCAUGUUCCUGUGGAUGCGGGCCCACUAUGAAACUCAUCCGUUGUUCGACAGAGUUGAUCACGAACGACUGGCUCGGGCCCUUUGGAUUUUCAUGACGACGGAACCAUAUCUGAUUUUGAUCAGCCCUGGUUCAAUCUUUUGUCCGACGCCAGAGAUCAUGAAAGAGAAGGGAUGGCAAUACUUCCGACUUUGCUUUGCGGCAGUGGAUGAUGAUGUGGUUCAAAAGCAUAGUGAAGGAGUGGUGAACGCCUUCCGGGAUUUCUGGGCCAUUGAUGAUGUGCACAAGAUCGAUAAGCUUCUGGAAGACGACGAGGAUGUCGAGGCGAAAUUAAUCAGAGGUGCCGUGCUGAAUCAGGGACUUUAUGCCGUGAACCCCGUGAUUUGUUAG